AUGAGAGUAAAACAUGAGACGAGUGUUAAGGACUGUCGCAGAAGCAGGGUUUUAGCAGUAUGCGGACUCCGGGUGUCCAGAGGAGCCAGGGGGUUCUCCACAGACCGAGUGCUGUGUGCCAAAACACGGAGAGACUCAAAGAGAGAGCUGUCAGAGAAGAAACUGACUCGAUAUUUCGUGGACUACCGCCGUGUGAGACUGGUGGCCGGCGCCGGUGGAAAAGGCGCCUGCAGCUUCCACAGUGAACCUCGCAAAGAAUGGGGCGGUCCUGACGGGGGGAACGGAGGAGACGGGGGCAGCAUCAUCAUUAAGGCUGACCGGGUGAUUAAAUCCCUGGCACAGGUCGUUUCCAUUUACCAGGGGCAGAACGGCCAGUCGGGGGGCAGCAAGAACUGUUAUGGUCGCAAUGGCUGUCCAACCUUUAUAAAAGUACCUUUGGGCACCAUAGUAAAGGAGCAGGGCGAAACAAUCGUGGACCUCUCUGACCACGGCCAGGAGUUUGUGGCUGUGUUUGGCGGAACCGGGGGAAAGGGGAACCGUUUUUUCCUGUCCAAUGAGAACCGCGCUCCAAUGACGGCCACUCCAGGAGAGGUCGGCGAAGAACGGAUCCUACAGCUGGAGUUACGCACUAUGGCACAUGCAGGAUUGGUUGGCUUCCCGAACGCUGGUAAAUCGUCUCUACUGAGGGCCAUCUCAAAUGCUAAGCCGGCUGUAGCUGCGUACCCCUUCACCACUCUCCAUCCACAUGUGGGAAUUGUUAAUUAUAGGGAUCACGAGCAAGUAGCAGCUUCUGAUUAUUUGCCGGUGAGACUUAAGCGUCAGAUCCAGAUGAACCAAAUAGCCCAAAACUCGACCAUGACGUUCAGCCUGGUGUCGCAGAACCCCAAAGAGCCACCGAUGGAGUUGAAGACCAUUGAUGGUUCGGUGCACCUUAUGAUGAAUGGAUGCUUCGACUACGAUGACAACCCGCUGACCCCAGGAUGGAGAGCAAAAUAUUAUUUCAUCAGUGGAAAUGAUGAUAAUAACUAUGAAAUUGUGACUGACCCCAAAACAAAUGAGGGAGUUUUAUCGGUUGUAAAGGGGCUUAACUUUGAACGGACAACGAAGACCUCGAUAGUGAUAGGAGUGGAGAAUGAGGAGAAGCUGUUUCACUGUAAACAUAAUAAAGCCCCGCCUCCGAAGCACAGCACCGCCAACAUCAGCCUCACGGUCAUUGAUACAAACGAUCCACCAACUUUUGACAAAAAGGAGACGAGAGUGUAUCAAAAGGAAGAAGAUCCACCGCGAAAAGUGCUGUUCACUCCCGUAGUUCAUGACAUCGACUCGGACGUGAAGAAUAUCAGGUUUAAAAUCCUCGAUGAUCCUGCGAAUUGGAUGAAAAUAGAUGAAGUGACGGGGAAAGUAUCAACUGUAAAGAAAAUGGACAAAGAAUCGCACCACGUGAACAAGGACGGUAUAUAUACAGUCUUAGUCGGUGCUGUUGAUGAUGGCAAGCCUCCAGCCACUGGCACGGGCACGCUCUACGUUUACCUUAAAGAUAUCAACGACAACGCACCUACACUGGUCAACGCAACUAUGACUUUCUGCUCACACGAGUACAAUAUCCCCGUGAAGGUCCAAGACCUGAAUGCUGUCCCAUUCAGUGGCCCAUUCUCUUUUGCUGUUGCAAAUGAAAAACUGAGCGAAGUCUGGGAACUGGAACCAAAAUCAGGCCCCGAAAGCAAGCUCAAAUUGAAGACUGAAAACCUUGCUUAUGGGAAUUACUCAUUGCCACUGAUUAUUGAGGAUCAACAAAACUUCAAAAGUGAGCAGACGAUGGUUGUGGAGUAUUGCGAAUGUGAUGAAACGAACACUUGCAUCAAACAAUCUCGGAAAGUGAAUCUGGGGGGAGCGGCCAUUGGACUGAUCCUUGCGUCACUUCUGCUGUUCUUGUUGCUGCUGUUAAUAUUUAAGUGCACUUCUAAAAAGAAGUUCCACAAGCUCUCGGACUUGGGGAGGGAUGAGGGGAACCAGACUCUCAUUCAGUAUAAUCAAGAAGGUGGCAGCUCAGACUGCAAGGCUGAACCCUCCACAUCUCUGACCACGAAGACCACUACGACAAACAACAUCACUAUGACGGAUGGCCAACAGACCCUUCAGCCGGCGAUGCCGCUCUAUACAAGUGAAGAAAUUUACAACAUGCACCACUCUAGUUACAAAGUAUGUGUUUGA
Knipowitschia caucasica is the source of this 2211-nucleotide messenger RNA. Lineage: Eukaryota; Metazoa; Chordata; Actinopteri; Gobiiformes; Gobiidae. The record is from the annotation of a GenBank genome assembly.